AUUGAGGAGCAGCUUCAUACCCUAACUCUUCAGCAAUUUUAGCAGAAAUUCCACUAAGCAUACAGGAGCUUGAGUUUAAACUUUAAAGUUCUUUGUUUAGAAUGAUCUCGAGUCGGCUACUCAGUCUCAUUUUGGUUCUGUGGCGGAGCAUUUACCAGUUGCUGUGCAAGUUCUCUUCGGUAUAUAUAUAUAUUCGUUCUGCUACGAAAUCAUUCUUAUUCUUACAAACAGUCAUACUCUCUAAACCAUAUCCUGAUGAUUAAAAAAAGUACCCACAUGUCAGUCCUUUUGCUCAACCUCUCCAACGCCCACCGACGAUAUUAUAGAAGCUUAGCAAUUAAUAAACCCAUUUCACGUUUCCCUGCUGUCCAUCCUUCUUCACCAAUAAAUCUUAAAAAUGAUAACACGGAAAUAGUCCAGAAGGUCUACAUGGCAUUAAAGGAAGAACCCAGUUUAGAUUCUCUAAAAAAGCUUUCUCACAGAUUGACUGCUGAUCAUGUGAUCCAAGUAAUACUUAGAGGGCAAUUGAAAGUUGGUUGCUUGCUGAAUUUUUUCAACUGGGCCGGGCAGCAGCAGGGUUUUAGACAUACGGUUCGAUCGUACUGUACUAUGAUUCAUGUUCUGUGCCAGGCCAGAAUGUUCCCGCAAGCACGGUCUCUGCUGGAAAUCAUAGUCUCGAGGAAGGGACGCCAUUCAGCUGCUUCUGUUUUCCAGGUACUUGUAGAAACACAGAUCCCCAGAAAACAUACACCCCCUGCUGUUUAUAAUAUGUUAAUGAAUAUAUACACACGGAGUGGAAUGAUCCCAGAUGCCAUACAGUGUUUAAGAUUGAUCAAGAAACACAAGUUUGUGCUUUCCUUGCAGACCUGCAAUGCCAUUAUCGGGAGCUUUCUUAAGUCUAAAUCUACUGAUUCUGCUUUGGAUUUAUAUAAUGAAAUGGUAGAAUAUGGAGUAUGUCCCAAUGUCUAUACAUUAAAUAUGACUAUUACUUGUCUUUGUAAGGAUGGGAAGCUGGGAGAAGCAAGUAGUUUGUUUGAUGAAAUGGAGAAGAGGGGCCUUUCUCCUAAUUUGGUGACUUUCAAUACUUUGAUUAGUGGGCACUGUAAGAAGGGGCAAAUAAGUGAUGCUUACAAGCUUUUGACUGUGAUGGUGGAACAGGGCAUUUGCCCUAAUAUUGUGACUUACAGCUCUUUGAUUAAUGGGCAUUGCAAGGAAGGCAGGUUGGAGGAAGCGUGUAAGUUGUUUGAGGAGAUGAAAGGAAGGGGUGUGAUUCCAGACGGUGUCAUUUUUACAACAUUGAUCGAUGCACACAGUAAGUUAGGCACAAUUGAGGCUGCUUUGAAUCUACAUGAUGAAAUGGUAAAACAAGGAAUAAAACUUGAUGUGGUUGCAUACAAUGCACUCGUCCAUGGGCUCUUCAGGGCUGGAAAGUUAAAGGAAGUUAAAAGAUUCCUGGAUCUAUUGGUGAAAACAGGGUUGGUGCCUGACAAGAUCACUUAUACUAUUUUAGUUGAUGGAUUCUGUAAGGAAGGUAAUUUGGAAAAGGCUCUAGAGAUUCGAAACAAGAUGGCUAUGAAAGGUAUGAAGAUGGAUAAUGUUUGUUACACUGCUCUGGUAACUGGACUUACCAGGCAAGGAAAAGUUGUAGAUGCACACAACAUGUUGCAUGAGAUGUUAAAGGCAGGUUUCAUGCCUGAUGAUGCAACCUACACAAUGGUUAUUGAUGGGUACUGCAAGAAUGACAAUUUAGAAAUGGCUUUGAAGCUAUUCAAGGAGAUGGAGCAUAAUGGAGCGGUGCCUGGUGUGAUCCAUUAUAAUGCUCUUAUUAGUGGACUUUGUAAGAAAGGCCAGACACGGAAGGCAAACAUGCUUUUGAAAACAAUGAUUGACAGAGGCUUAGUGCCAGAUGAUAUUACCUAUAACACUUUAAUUCACGGACUUAGUAAGAAAAAAAAUUCAGAAGUAUCUAGGAAGUUACAUGACGAGACUGGUUUUAUUUCAGACUUUGGAGCUUACACAUCACUAAUGGAUGAAUUUGAAAGCAAACCAGAAUUUACAAGAGAAUGAUACCCUCGUUUGCUAUUUGGCAAGGAAAACGCAAAAUUACAUCAGGCGCCAGUCAAAUAAAUAGAUAUUGGAUACGGGGAAGGAAAUUGGGCAGAAUUAAUAUUGAGGUUUUGAUCAAAGGAAUUAACUUUCAAAUUCUUUUCUAAAAGAUACCACAUCUUGUCUGAAUAUAACUAUUUCAUGCCAGUAUUCAUGAGGUUGUUCACAGCGUCUUGAUGUGAUGCCCUGCUUUCGCAUUUGGUUACAACAGUAAUGCAACUGAAAGUUGAAGGAUAUGACUUUUCUGUGCUGUAUUAGAUUUCAUGUGAGAAUUGAGAUAAGCUGAAGACUUUUUGCUGAUUCGAUGUAGCUUUGAAGAUUUCAUUUUUAUUUAUGUUCAAUACCUCCAAUCUUAUUUUCACUAAUGUUCAACCAAUUUUAUUGUAAGAGUGAGGAAGUAAUUUUCACUAUAUAGUAGUUAACCAUCUUGAUCCUUGUUUGGCAAAAUGGUAACAAUGGUUGGGAAAGUUUCCUUGCGCUCUUCUUUAUAUAAAAAACUGAUGGGCACUUAGAUAGGUAGCUGUAUAUUUCUUUGGGGUCAUUUUUAAACAGAUUGUCCCAUUUUUCUCAGGUGUAAGGACCAUGACUUGUGAAUAAUGUCACUUCCAUUGAAAAAAUUGCAAUAAAUCGUGAGAAGUUGGAAAUAACCAUAAA
Messenger RNA from Cryptomeria japonica (Japanese cedar), 2760 nucleotides. RefSeq names its product putative pentatricopeptide repeat-containing protein At1g09680. Gene Ontology annotation, molecular function: protein binding. The transcript is spliced from 3 exons. Bases 256 to 2067 code for a protein of 603 amino acids. Lineage: Eukaryota; Viridiplantae; Streptophyta; Pinopsida; Cupressales; Cupressaceae. The record is from RefSeq and is a predicted model, not a curated record.